UAAAACAAGGGGAUGGAUAUGAAACUUGGUUUCACCUCACUGCAGCAGACUUAGCUCUGUACUUGUCAUUUAUCUCAAGAGGGUUGGAAUGUAAAAGCAGCGAUGGGCUACCAAGGCUUUAUAAAGCUCUGAUUAGGCCCCAUUUGGAGUACUGUGUCCAAUUUUGGGCCCCACACCUCAGGAAGGACAUACUGGCACUGGAGUACGUCCAGCGGAGAUUCACGCUGAUGAUCCCUAGAAUGGCCAUGACUGAGACUGGGACUGAUUCUUCCCCCAAGUUCAAGAACGGAAUCACUAAAGAAAUCGAUCUGGUCAACCGGGAUCCCAAACAAAUCAACGAGGAUGUGGUUAAGAUAGAUUUUGAAGAUGUGAUUGCGGAGCCCGAAGGAAUUCACAGCUUAGAUGGUGUGUGGAAAUUCAGCGUCACAACCUUCACUGUGUCAAAAUACUGGUGCUAUCGGAUACUCUCUGCUCUCUGUGGAGUCCCCCUGUCUGUGUGCUGGGGUCUCUACUUUGCCUGCCUCUCCUUCUGCCACAUCUGGACCAUUGUGCCCUGCCUCAAGAGUUUUGUGAUUGAAAUGCAGUGCUUCAGUAGGCUCUACUCUCUCUGCAUUCACACCUUCUGUGACCCCUUUUAUGAAGCCCUGGGCAAAUUAUUCAGUAACAUUCGCGUCACUUUACAAAAGGACAUUUAAUUUCUCACUAUGUUUUCUGACAACCCCUGUACCCUUGCAGAAGGCUUAGGCACUAAAUUGCCAUAUUUCAUUCAGAACUUUUAAAAUUGUAAUUCACUUUUUCUUUUGAAAUGGUUGUUUUACCUCACCAAUGUUCCCCUCUUUUGAUCAUUGUGAAGUUCUAAAAACAUUAAGAAUUCAGAGACAGAUAUUA
Hemiscyllium ocellatum (epaulette shark) is the source of this 888-nucleotide messenger RNA. RefSeq names its product caveolin-3-like. Gene Ontology annotation, cellular component: caveola. The record is from RefSeq and is a predicted model, not a curated record. Gene Ontology annotation, molecular function: transmembrane transporter binding; connexin binding; molecular adaptor activity. NCBI's taxonomy places the organism in Eukaryota, Metazoa, Chordata, Chondrichthyes, Orectolobiformes, Hemiscylliidae. The transcript has 3 exons. Gene Ontology annotation, biological process: regulation of membrane potential; caveola assembly. Bases 228 to 695 code for a protein of 155 amino acids.